Molecule: messenger RNA, 1815 nt
Organism: Linum trigynum
Lineage: Eukaryota; Viridiplantae; Streptophyta; Magnoliopsida; Malpighiales; Linaceae
Source: the annotation of a GenBank genome assembly
CUAUAUUUUCCAUCAACUUUCAAAUCAGAUAUACACAGAAUAAAAAAAAAAUGGUAUCGUUGGCGGGGAUCUUCGCUUCUACAGCGACAUUCACAACAGUAAUACUGUGCCAGCUGAAUCAGCUAGUUCAACCAUGUGGUGCUGAUAUUGUGAUCCCCGGCGGCACCAUCUGCGGCACCGAUUACUACGACGGUAGCUAUGUUGGGUGCGACGCGAAUCGCUGCUGUAGCAACUAUGGCUACUGCGGCGACGACCGCGUCCACUGUGUCACGGACUGUUGGAAGCAAUGUCGCGAAGUUGAUGGAGUUGAUGGACAGCUUCUCUAUAAUAUCAGUACCACCACCACCACCACCACCACGAACGUAGUUAAUGCAACGCACAACGAAUACUACGAUGUCUCUACGACGACGACGAUCAACGGCAGCUGGCCGGACGGUUCGUUGUUGCCGUCGUCAUCAUGUGCAACUUCACUCUCCGGCUUACCGCAGGCCCAACGUAACAAGUAUGCUUUGGCUGCUUUCGGUCGUCCUCGUAAUCGUACUGUUACUGCAACAACAGCAACUACCGCUGGCAGUACUUAUUGUGGACGGUGCCUCAAGUUGAUAAAUUUGAAGACUGGAGUUGAAGCGAAGGUGCGAGUUGUUCACGAACGUAAUGUGGAAGGCCUUGAAUUGGGCAGUGACACUUUCAACAAGCUGCGUAGCUAUGGCGCAGGAAGUGCUGGAGGAGAUGACUAUCAUGAUCAUCAUCACCACCUUGUCUUGAAGUACCAGUUCGAAAAUUGCCAAGACUGAACAAAAGAAUGACGACAACUGGAGGCGAUUGAGGCACGAAUUCCAUCUUUUUUCUUUUAUUACAUGUUAUACAUCACAAUCCAUCUUUUUUUUUUUUAUAACCCAACUCAUGAGUAUCCAAGACAAAGCGAGUUGAAUCCGAUGUUGACGAGUUUUGAGUGGGGAGCAAGUUUAAACGCUCUUAUAAUUGAGGGGUUGGGGUCGGGUGUGAAUUUUGUUAACAACUUGGUCUGCUUUCCAUCCGAUGACCCUACCUAAAAAGCAAAACAAUCGACCUUGUUAAAGCGGGUUGAAUCCGGUGGUGAAGAGUUCUGAAUCCGGAGCUAGCGAGUUUUCUCGGUUUUGUAAUUGAAGGGUUGGGUCGGGUGUUUAAUUUAUUAACAAUUCUCAGCUGGCUUUUCUUCCGACCCCCACCUAAAAUACAAAACAAUCGACCCGGUCAAAGGAGUUUGAAUCCGGUGUUAACGAAUUUUGGUUGGGAGCGAGUUGAGCUCGAUGCUGAAGAGUUUUGAGUCGGAACCAAGUUUAAACGGUCUUAUGAUUAUUGAUGGGUUGGACGGGUGUUAAUUUUGUUAAAAUUAAGUUUGCUUUCCAUCCGACAUCCACCUAAAAAGCAAAACAAUCGACAUUGUACGUCAAAGUGGUUGAAUCAGGUGUUGACGAGUUUUAAUUCACGAGCGUGUUUUACCCGGUUUUGUAAUGGAUGGGUUGGAUCGGAUGUGGAUUUUGUUAAUAACUCGGUUGAGUUUCCAUCCGGCCUACACCUAAAAUACAAAACAAUCAACAUAUUCGAAGCAGGUUGAAUCCAAUUUUGACGAAUUUUGGUUCCUGAGCGAGUGCACUACAAGAAUUUUGGUUUCAAAACAAUGGUGCUAUUUUUGUAAAUUUUAUGGACUGGGUGCUAUUUUUGUAAUUUUUUUUAAAAGUUGCUAUUAUUGGAAAAUCACGAGAUUAUUUGCAUCUAAAAGUCCUUUAUUUAUUUCUGUAUAUCUUUUGAAGCAAAUAGAUUAUUUGCAUCGGA